This is a messenger RNA of Vollenhovia emeryi, 1715 nucleotides long. RefSeq names its product transcriptional adapter 3 (gene Ada3). Gene Ontology annotation, molecular function: transcription coactivator activity. Gene Ontology annotation, cellular component: SAGA complex. Lineage: Eukaryota; Metazoa; Arthropoda; Insecta; Hymenoptera; Formicidae. Bases 322 to 1653 code for a protein of 443 amino acids. Gene Ontology annotation, biological process: regulation of transcription by RNA polymerase II. The transcript is spliced from 2 exons. The record is from RefSeq and is a predicted model, not a curated record.
AUAUUGGGGAUAUCGGAGCCAGUGUGAAUCCUGCAUAAGAAAAAGAGGAGCAGCUAGUCUACAAGCUUGUAUAAAAUUUUGUGGUUAUAACCUAAACGACGAGGGAAAGAUCUGCAUAAACCUUGUACUAUUCACAUUUAACAGUAUAUGAUAUCAAUAUUUUGUGCCUACGAUGCAAGAUGAAGUAAAUAGAUUGAUAAUUUGAUAAUGUAACGUGAGAUUAUUCGUAAUUGAGGGUACUCCAAGUCAAUUACGAAAGCAGUAGCUCUUGCUUAAAGCAAUUAUUGUUUCCUGCCGUUGAGUGUCGCGAUCCAAAAAAAAAUGUCUGGAAAAGGGAAGCAAAGUUCGAAGAAAGCUGUCGUCAAGAUACGCGAAUCUGGGAAAACCGCGCAACCUUCAACAGCGAAUUCAGACGCGAACUCGGAGGUACCGGAGCCAACGACCUCUCAAUUUCUUCUGAAGACAGUUGACAAUGGUCAGAACCUGCCAAGAUACACUAGUAUCUUGAAGCGCACGGCGGAGGAAGGCGUCGGUAUGGACGACCUCGAUACGCUACAGCUGGAACUUGAGACGCUGCUGUCGGCAGUUGUCGUACGUCAUCGCACGCUUCAAGACGAGAUCGCCAGUUUAUUUUCGGCCGAGGAGCGCAGAGACAGAAGGUCAAAGAGCGGCAAAAGUUUGUCUCUGCUCGACAAGAAGAUACGAGAGGAGAAAUUCAAGCCGAAGGAGGCCAGCGCCAAAAGUCAGUCGCCGUUACAUACAAAGCUCUUUAAGCAGAAAACGGUAGGAAGUUCGACCAGCCAGGCAGUGCCGAACUUGCAUGAGAUUUCAAGGAUCGAGGGAUCCAAGUCUGAUGUGCCAAAGCUGCUUUUACCGAAAAAUGAUACGCCCAACAAGUUUUGGGCAUCAGUGGAUCCCUAUUGCACCGACAUCAUGCCCGAUGAUAUUAAAUUGUUGGAGGAGCUGAUCGCUACGCACAGUGACAUAAGCGAAUUCAAGAAGAUACCUUCUUUAGGCCGUCACUACAGCUUGAUGUGGGCACAUAAUGAUUUAUUGCAGGAGGAAGACGCAGCCAAUCCGAACAGAGAGAAGAAGAAGAAUCGUACAGAUAUGUCGCACUUGAUAACCAAAGGUGAUAAGAAAGCUAAUAGUAUCGCGGGACCCCUCACUCAGAGACUGGUUUCUGCACUUCUGGAGGAGAAUGUAUAUAUCGCGAAUAAUAUGGAGAACAAAUUAUUCCGAGACGGAGAUCCGCCCGUCUUAAGGGACCUAACUAUCCAGAAUUCCAUGAACUUGGAGCUACGAAUGCACAAAGAACUGGUUGAGCAAGGUAUCCUGGAACCCGAUGCUCAGAAAAAGAAUCAAGAGGACGACGAAAUUCUUGCGGAAAUUAAGAGAUGCCAGCAAGAACUUGCUGCAUUGUCCAAUCAUAAUGUUACGCAGCUGAAGAGACUGUUCAAUCUGGCCCAGGAGGAGAGCAAGCGGCAGGCGUUGAAACGGAAAAUCAGCGUCGCGGAUAACGAAGUGAUAGAACAUUAUAAGAAAUUGACCGUGGCAAAACAGAGAAAAUUGCCAAGGAAAGAUCUCGAGAAAGCAUGGGCAUGCCUUCGAGAAAGGGAGAGUCUGUUAGAACAAUUAAAUGUUACCAAAUAAUUUAAUAAUAGGACUUCAAUUAUGUAAUGAUUAUAAAAAUAUUUGUUGCAAUUUUUAAAUCU